Syzygium oleosum is the source of this 1727-nucleotide messenger RNA. RefSeq names its product glucan endo-1,3-beta-glucosidase 8. NCBI's taxonomy places the organism in Eukaryota, Viridiplantae, Streptophyta, Magnoliopsida, Myrtales, Myrtaceae. Gene Ontology annotation, molecular function: hydrolase activity, hydrolyzing O-glycosyl compounds. Bases 114 to 1580 code for a protein of 488 amino acids. The transcript is spliced from 2 exons. Gene Ontology annotation, cellular component: plasma membrane. Gene Ontology annotation, biological process: carbohydrate metabolic process. The record is from RefSeq and is a predicted model, not a curated record.
AUUCCCUCCCCUCAUAGUUUGAGGGUUCUAUUCUUUCCAGAUUCUUCCUCUUUUUUCCUCAGGAAAAUUCAGAGAGACCCAUCUGAAGAAUCUCCAAAGAAAAUUCAAAGAGAAUGGCAGAAUCAAGAUCCGAUCAUCCUUCUCUGAUCCUUGUACUAAUUCUUCUCUACUGCAUGACCAUGUUCUCAACUGGGUCAAGCUUUGGAGUGAACUGGGGAACAAUGUCAACCCACCAGCUCCCUCCUGAGAAAGUUGUGAAGAUGCUGAAAGAUAAUGGCUUCAAGAAGCUGAAGCUGUUUGAAUACGAUAAGAACAUUUUGGAUGCCCUCAUCGGGAGCGACAUCGAAGUGAUGCUUGCCAUUCCUAAUUACAUGUUGCAGAUGAUGAGCGUGGAUCCGAGCUUUGCUGCUGCUUGGGUGGACACGAAUGUCACUGGUUAUCGAUACAUUGGAGGAGUCAAUAUCAGGUACAUUGCUGUAGGAAAUGAGCCCUUCUUGCAAACCUACAAUCACACUUAUAUCCGACGUGUAUUGCCGGCCCUCCGGAACAUUCACGAGGCCCUCCACCGUGCCCGGCUAAGCUCCAAGGUCAAAGUCACGGUCCCCUUCAACGCUGAUGUCUACUACUCGCCGCCCUCAAACCCUGUCCCUUCUUCCGGAGACUUCAGGCCCGAAGUUCGUGACGCAGCGAUAGAAAUUAUUCACUUCCUAUACAUAAAUGAUUCGCCUUUCACCGUCAACAUUUACCCCUUCCUCAGCCUCUACCAGAACCCGGAUUUCCCUCUUGACUAUGCCUUCUUUGACGGAACGGAUGUGCCCCUCAUAGACGGGGACCUGGUGUACACGAACGUGUUCGACGCGAACUUUGACACACUCAUCUCAGCCUUGUCCAAAGCAGGGUACUCCGACAUGGAGAUCCUAGUUGGAGAAGUCGGGUGGCCGACCAAUGGCAACAAGAAUGCAAACAUCAAAAACGCCCAAAGGUUCAAUCAGGGCAUGCUGAAGCAUGCCUUGAGCAGAGACGGCACUCCGGCAAGGAAAGGAGUGAUCAACGUGUACCUCUUCAGCCUAAUCGACGAGAACGCAAAGAGCAUAGACCCGGGGAACUUCGAGCGGCACUGGGGAUUGUUCGAGUACGAUGGGAAGCCAAAGUAUCAACUGGACUUGUCGGGAUCGGAGGACACCGGCCUAGUCCCAGUCAAAGGCGUGUCCUACAUGCCACGGAGGUGGUGCAUUUUGAACCCCGAAAUGCACGAUCUCACGGACCUAGGAGACAACGUAGGCUACGCUUGUAGCUUAUCAGACUGCACUGCUCUGGGUUAUGGGUCAUCCUGUAACAACCUGAGCCUGCAGGGCAAUGCUUCCUAUGCAUUCAACAUGUACUACCAGAUGAAUAACCAGCACUCCUGGAACUGCGAUUUCAUGGGUCUUGCUGUGGUCACCGAGAAUGACCCGUCCUCGGAAGGAUGCCAAUUCCCAGUGAUGUUGGCGUCCGGAGACUCGAUAUCUCGGGACCGAGGAUUGCUAGAUACUUUGUUCAGAUAUUAUUUGUGGCUUGUGGUUUUCUUGGUUAUCCUAUAGUCCUUUUACUAGGAGGUUGUCGUUGCUUUACUGUUGCUACUUCUUGAAACUAUAGAUGCUACAUAGAAUGCCAUCAGCUCUUUGUAAUUUUACAGGAAAAAAUACAAGGAAUGAUAUCCUUCAAAUCCAUCAUUUUAGUGUUUUCAA